AUGACCACAGCACCCCCCAGUACCCCCCUCACCCAUGUUGGCCCAACCUUCACCAUCCAUCCCUGCACUCCCUCCGACCUCCCCUCCAUGCAAAAAAUCUACACCCACUCCUUCGAAAACGACGCAUUCCGACUCGCCCGCUGGCCCGCCUCCACCGUCCCCCCCUCAACAUUCAACCCCUGGAUCACCAACGUAUUUGCCAAAUAUCUCCGAACACCACACACAAUGACAUGGAAAGUUGUUGAAAAUUCCACGGGGAAUAUAGCCGGGUGGACGCAUUGGAGUCCCGCGCACGAGGUGAGUGUGGAAGAGGAAGAAUCGCAGAAGAAAGAGGAGGAGAGGGAGGAAAGGGAGAGAGAGGAGAAGGGGGAGGAAAAGUUUCCCGUGGGUUCUGUGGUGGAGAUUUGUGAGGCGAAGGUUGAGGGGUGGAAGGGGUUGAGGGAGAGGUGGUAUAGGAGGGGGGAUAUGUAUUUAAUCUACGUCCUAACCAUCUCCCCCACGUACCAAAAACUCGGUCUAGGAACCUACCUCCUAAACAGCAUCCUUAGUCUCGCCGACAGCCAAUCAAAAAGUUGUUAUCUAGAAGCUACUGCUGCGGGGUAUCCGAUAUAUGAGCGUGUGGGAUUCAAGACGGUUGAGGUGAUGGAGGUGGAUAUGGGGGUUUGUGGGGUGGGGAGGAAUUGGGCGAUGAUUAGGGAGCCGGGGGUUGGUGGUGGGUAG
Sclerotinia sclerotiorum 1980 UF-70 is the source of this 720-nucleotide messenger RNA. RefSeq lists its product with no specific name. NCBI's taxonomy places the organism in Eukaryota, Fungi, Ascomycota, Leotiomycetes, Helotiales, Sclerotiniaceae. The coding region runs from base 1 to 720 and encodes 239 amino acids. Gene Ontology annotation, molecular function: acyltransferase activity, transferring groups other than amino-acyl groups. The record is from RefSeq and is a predicted model, not a curated record. The transcript is spliced from 2 exons.